AGCCAGAUUCGUUAUUGUUAUUGGCUAAAGGGAGUGAGGGGCCGUCUCAAAUCCAGCCUCACCAAACUGCAACACACAGCAGAAAACUCUUCCGCAUCAAUCGGCGUUGACGCCGUGGAGGUACUGCUAGUCAAGCUCGGCAAGGUUUGGAAUGAUUUCGAACUUGCCGGAGAUGAUCUGAGCGUGCUUGACGACGUCGAGGGCUGGGUUGAUCCUGCGGAUGACUACGACGAAUAUGAGGCGAAGUAUAUAAAAGCCCGUGCGCUUUUGUUUUCCCUCAAGCGCUCCCAGGAGCCGACAACACCAACAACAACGAGACAUGCAGAAGGAGAUUCAAUAGCUAACAACGACGCUAUUUCUCGCUUAGUGCAGCAACAACAAAAGUUUUUCGAACGCCUAGGAGCAACUUCAACACCAACCCAGGCUGACGCCGCGGCGCCAAUACAAAAGUACCACUAUCUAAAAUCGUUCCUCGUGGACGAGGCUGCAAGUUUGGUACGCCAUUUGCCGAUUUCUGAGACGGCAUAUGACAACGCUUGGGAGCGCCUCAACGAGAGAUACGAUCGACCACGGCAAAUUAUUCACAACCUGUUGGACACCUUUAUGGAGCUACCAUCGACUAACAAUGGAGAGGUAUCCAUAUUGCGUAGCAUAUCAGAUGGUGCAAAUGAGGUCAUCCGUGCAUUGGACUCAAUUGGCCAUAUGGACCGAGACUGCUGGGUUAUCCAUUUAUUGCUGAACAAAAUCGAUCCAGAGUCACGCCGCAAAUUCUUCAAGUUCCUGGACGCACGAUGUGAAGAAUUUGAGCUGUGUCAAAGCGAUCCUGUACCGAGACAGGGUGGUAACAACAAGAAGACAAGCAGAGCCAUGGUAACUGCUGCGCUGAUAAAAUGCGUGAAUUGUAAUGCGGAUGGGCAUCAACUGUCUAAGUGUCCUCAAUUCAUUGGUCACAGGUCAUCAAACUGUAGCUCAAAGUACAACUGUCAGCAGUGUGGCAGCAGACACCACACACUCAUACACACGCAUGCUAUGCAGACCAACGAGGGUCAAAUCACAUCCACGUCUUCAAGCGAUCACAAGGAUCCAGAUACGACAUCGGUGACUGCGAGUCACAUGUCACAGGCACUACUCACGCCAACCCUAUUGUCACAUGGGCAAGUAGGACGAACAUGUACUUUGCCAACUGCAUUGGUACACAUCCGCAACUCUCAAGGCACAUACACAAACUGCCGGGUGCUACUCGACACGGGCUCGGAGUUAUCAUAUGUAUCGGAACGCUGUAUUAAGGCACUGGGCCUUAGUCGGGUUCCUGGCCGGAUUCUCAUUUCCGGCAUUUCUUCAAUCAAGGCCGAUACCACGAGGGGAUUCAGCACACUCACGAUCAAGUCUCGAGUUUCUGAUCACUCGCUACAAGUAAACGCUCAUAUUCUAGGAAAAAUCACAUCUACGCUGGCAAGGGAAAACAUUGAUGCAUCUGCGCUUGAGAUCUUCAAUGGGAUUCCGCUUGCAGACACGGAAUUCAACUCGGCAUCGCCUAUAGGCACCUAUUCUGUAUGGGCUAUUUUAACCGGCAACAGGAAGCUGGAUGCACAAGGCAACAUAAUAGCUAUUUCAACAAUCUUUGGAUGGGUUAUCACAUCGAUUGCGUAUCAAAAUCCAUCAAUCACCACGUCAUUUUUGUCUACAGUCGAUAUCCAUGCUACUCUACAAAGGUUUUGGGAAAUCGAGGACUCCCAAAUCACCACUCACCAUGAUCCUGAAAAUGUUAAGGUUGAAGAGCAUUUUCAAACCACGCACUCACGCGACUCCAAGGGAAGAUACACCGUAGAGCUUCCAUUCAAGGAUGCUGAUCCCAAGUACCGGGUGAUGUGGCACUCUGACACUCUGCAGGGAGCGACCCAACGCUUUGCUUCAGUUUGA
Molecule: messenger RNA, 1920 nt
Organism: Drosophila ananassae
Lineage: Eukaryota; Metazoa; Arthropoda; Insecta; Diptera; Drosophilidae
Exons: 3
Biological process (GO): proteolysis
Molecular function (GO): aspartic-type endopeptidase activity
Source: RefSeq, a predicted model, not a curated record